Molecule: messenger RNA, 2815 nt
Organism: Caenorhabditis auriculariae
Lineage: Eukaryota; Metazoa; Nematoda; Chromadorea; Rhabditida; Rhabditidae
Source: the annotation of a GenBank genome assembly
AUGAUUCUUCAGUUGCUGGCAAUCUUCUCCACUCUUCUCAGCCUUAUAGCGGGCUGCACUGGAGGCAAAGGGGUACGUCUUUUCCUCUGGAAUCCCAGUGGAUCCGAAAAAAUUUCAGGCGUCUACAGAAAAGAGCAAGCACCCAGUCACCAAGUCCCCCGAAACUGCUCUCGGUUUGUCUCAUUCCAUUGGUUCAUAGUUCAAAAUCUUCUCCUUCUGCUUCCUACGCCUUUAUACCGCUUGAGCGGGGUCGGUACCCCAAGUCGAUUAGCCGAGGUCCUAUCCUGAUAUCAGUGGACUGGCUCCAGCGACAUAUCCGUUCUUGUGUGGGACGGCUGGGGAUUUCGAAGUCGUGGUUCCACAACCAACAUUUCUUAAACCCCUUGGUUGGGUCGGGGCGGGGAUCGAACUUGUGACCCUGUGGACCGUAGGCAGGCACACAACCUGUUGCGCUACGGCGCGCCCCCUUCAAAGCUCAAAGUGAUCGCGAGAGUUUUGAAAUAGUCGUCAGAGGGUGAGAAAGAUGACUAAGAGAGUUUGAAAUAGUUUCAAAUUUCGCGGAAGUUACUUUGAACAAAGCAUAAGUUGUGCACUGAAACAAGAAGAAAUAGAAAAUCUCUUAUGGAAACCGAGUCUUGACUUUCAAAAUAGAAGUAUGACUUUGAGAAUUUCCUAAUAUUUAGCUGAGACAACCUUGUUUCCAGUAAAAAUAGCAAUAGUUGAACCUUACGCCUUUGAACUGAACCCAUGACGUCUCAAAUUUCGUUCUGUACCAUUUUUGAAGAAAAAUACAAGGAUUGUUAGAGUCGUAAUAACUCGGCUAAAUGGCGAAAUGUGUAAAAAUGUUAAUUUUGUAUAUAAAUCAGGUAAUCUAUAGUCAAUCCAUGACUUGAAAGGCACGGCAUUCCUAAUGGGGUGAGGGAAGGUGAGCGAGGCGUCAAAUUUUCUGAAUUUGCAAAAAAAAAAGUGUGCACGCUCCGAAUAUAAUGACAUCAUUCUACGUCACAAAUUACACUGAGUAUUCAACGUUAAUAACUUGUUUGUUCGAUCGCCUUUGACUGCGUACUUGAGAUUUCAAUUUUCGCGCCAAAUUUUUUUGACGUUUUCCACCCCGUUUGGGAACGUCGUGAAGGGGGUGGAGGCGGGACGCGUAGCGUGUGCGUACGCGGUUCUUGGCACGAGUUCAAUUCAAGCGCCACCGGCUAUUUGGAGAGCUCCUUUUUUGCUCUUUUUGUAUCUAUCCUACUAUUUUUUUUAGUGCACAAGUGAAAAAAUCAAUAAAUAAGUGAGAAAGAAUUUGAAAGAGCGAUAAACAAGCUCAUCAAACAUACAUCGGCUCCGCGGGGUGGGAUCCAGCCGACGUAUGUCUCCAAAUAGACAGUAAUACUGAACUCGUGCCAAGAACCGCGAACGCACACGCUACGCGUCCCCCUCGCUUUUCAAGUCGGAAAAAAAUUGACUCAAAACCACGUCGCAGAAAAAUCUUUAUUAAUUUGUCUUUUCCUCUUGUUUUUAACUUUCUUUUUUUGAUUGUUCAAAUAAACCUUGCAGCGGAUCGCCAAGCUCUACCCCCGACAAAGAACGCCGAUACGAAACCCUCGGUUAAGAGCAAAAAAGGGGAGAAAAAGGCUGAAGCCCAAGCAGAGAAUAAGGAGGAGAAGAAGAACGAGAAAAGGGAAGAAGUGAAAAAAGACGUGAAGAAGGAAGAGAAGAAGGACGAGAAGAAGGAGGAGAAAAAAGACGAAAAAAAAGAGGAACCGAAGCCAGAAGAGCAGAAAAAAGAAAUCCCACCGGUGCGCAACCCUGAGCCCAAUCCAGUUUCUGGUGUCGAUCCCAAGGUAUUUUAACUUGUCCGACAACAAAAAAAUGGGUUCAAAAUGAGGCUGCUUCACUAGUUGCAGUUUUUCAUGCUGAUUCCGAAUCUGUGCUCAAAAGUUUCCUUUGAGGCUUGUUAAACAAGUUAUGGGUACUGGAAGCUGGAAAAAAAGGAAAGGGUACCUUUCUAGAUUUCUAUCCUCUUGAAUUUUUUUUUCGAACCUCAUGAUCGGGUUCUAGUUACCACCAACGUCAGUUCUCACUAUUUUCCGAGCAUUGGGCGAUUCUAACGACAGCAAUGUAGUUAGAAUCGCCCAGGGCAGUUCUAACUACAUUACUGUCAGAAAGGAUACGAAAAAACGGGGUUUCCACAACUUUCUUGUGAUGAAUGCGAUCUUCCUGAAAGUUUCUGAAGCUGCGUUUUUUUUUCUGUGAACUGAAACUUCACCAGAGUGUGGAGAAUAACAGCCAUCCCAACUUUAGAAAGUUUCAGGAAGCUUGAAUUCUUUACAAGAACCGAAAUCCCGUUUUCUCGUAUCGUUUCUGACGACACUGUAGUUUCCAAAAAUGGGAAGGGUUAAUUUUCAACUUUGAAAACUUUUAAAAGGCUUCAAGAGCAAUUUUCGAGGAAAAGUGAGAAAUUGUACCACUAAACUUUAUUAUGAAUCCCACUGUGGGCUGAGAGAAUUUCCAAAUAAAAACGAGAAUUUUCAGGAAGCGUUGCUCGACAAUCCCAUUAUAACACUGCAGUCCGAGGCUCCUUCUAUUGAGGUUCCUUAAUUUAAAAUGUUUCUUUUUCAAAAUGAGCUAUCAGGUGGUGGUCGAAGAAAAGAAGGACGACAAGAAGGAUGAAAAGAAGGAAGCGAAGAAAGAUGAUAAGGCUGGAGACAAGAAGGACGUGAAGAAGGAAGAAAAGAAGGACGCGAAAAAAGAAGAAAAGACGGGAGAAAGGAAGGACGAGAAGAAGGACGAAAAGAAAGAGGAUGACGAGAAAAAAUAG